GCAAAACAUUUCCUAUUGUCGUGUUUUGGGACCGUCGGAUUGGCUCAGUCAAAUACGAGAUACGGAAGCCCAGCGAACGGAGGAAGGCGCGAGAUGCGGACGCCGUGCGUGACCACAGUACAAACUAGAUUACAUUAGGUUAGACUAGCUAAGCCCUAGCUAAUCCCAGGCCCCUUUCCCGCUGCCUGGACCCCCUAAACGCUCUACAAAAGCAAGUAACUAAAUACUCCCUACUCCCCACUCACCGGGCAGCAACAACAGAAAUGUCGAUGGAGGGGGUGACGGGUCGGUACGAUCUGCUCUGUCACGCUCUCGUUUACGAGCGACGUAACGUGUUUGCGUAGUGACUGGCGCGAGAGAGCCAAACGUGCCGUUAUUCUUCAUUCAUCAAUGGCGAGGCUCCCUCCUCCUCCCCCAGCCAAGCCUCUGUUACGUAAAGUCCUUGUGAAAACACUUCCUCUCGCGUUGCGUGAGAGAAAAUCUAGGGGCGGACCACUGGGAUGCUUCGUAGUUCCCAUUUUUGAAUGAAUUUCGCAAUUCGCUAAUGUUUCCCCCGCAAAAUGUACAUAUGUACUAAGUCUCGUGCCUGUCAAGAGCCCAAUGUGUGCCGCUCGCUCGGCUGACGGUCAAGAUCGCCGCUAAGAAAUGCUCGCGAAGCCUAAAAUUUUUGCAUCCCCCCGACUGCCAUGUUCGAAUUUAGAAUUCACAAACUGCACUCAUCGUGCAGUUUCAGUGCGGCAUUCGGCGCAGGCGAACAGCAGAAAGCGAUAUCGAGACCCCAUAGCCACAGGCCACACACCACAGAGCUCAGAGCACAGCAAGUACCCUCCAUAUUAAGUACCAUGGCCAGCUCCUCCCCACACCGCGCGCAGCCAGUGACCUUCGAAUUCUUAGAGAGGCCUCCCCUUCGUCGUCGUUGCUGUCGUUGCUUUGGUUUAGGUUGAGCAAUAGUCUAAGACCCGCCCGUUAUCCUUCUCUUUUUGGCCAGCGUAAGUCAUGGUGCCUCCGGCCUUAAAGCUGUUGCAGUCCUCGCUGGCCCAGUGGCGACGAGGGAGCAAGCUGCAUCCCAUGGCCAAGGGCGCGCUCACGUACGCGGUCAUGUGGCCCACGGGCAGCCUGAUCCAGCAAGCGAUAGAGGGACGCAAUCUGCGCGAGUACGACUGGGCCAGGGCGCUCCGGUUCAGCUUGUUUGGAGCUCUGUACGUGGCGCCCACUCUCUAUGGCUGGGUGCGGCUCACCAGCGCCAUGUGGCCGCAGACCAACCUUCGCAUGGGCAUCGUAAAGGCCAUUACGGAACAGCUUUCCUACGGACCCUUCGCUUGCGUAAGCUUUUUCAUGGGAAUGAGCUUGCUGGAGCUGAAGACAUUUAGUCAGGCCGUGGAAGAAACGAAGGAAAAGGCGGUGCCCACGUACAAGGUUGGCGUAUGCAUCUGGCCCAUCCUGCAGACCAUUAACUUCUCGCUGGUGCCGGAGCACAACCGCGUGGUGUUCGUAAGCAUUUGCAGCCUGAUGUGGACCAUUUUCCUCGCGUACAUGAAGACGCACCACGAGAAGCAGUCGGAUUCCGCGGGUCUGCCUUGUACAUAGUUACGCGUGUCGUAUUUGUUACCUUUUGUGCGUCCCUUAGGCCAAUUGUUAAAUUAGAUAGCGUUAGCGUA
Messenger RNA from Drosophila erecta, 1658 nucleotides. RefSeq names its product PXMP2/4 family protein 4. NCBI's taxonomy places the organism in Eukaryota, Metazoa, Arthropoda, Insecta, Diptera, Drosophilidae. Gene Ontology annotation, cellular component: cytoplasm; membrane. The record is from RefSeq and is a predicted model, not a curated record. The coding region runs from base 997 to 1587 and encodes 196 amino acids. The transcript is spliced from 4 exons.